CCUUAUCCUCCCUCGAGCCCGCCACGGGCCACGGGCAGUUAAACCCGUCUUCUCCCUCCAUUCCCAAGUCCCAACCCACCAUUCCCACGCAAACAAAUGCUCCUCACAUUCUCCCCGCACCCUUCCCCUCUUCUCCUCUCCCUCCCCGCCACUUCCGCCUCCAAACCCCGCGCCCGCCUCAGUCCUGUCCACGCCUCCGCCUCCGCGUCCCCCUCGCCGGAGCUCCUCGGCAAGUCGGCGCUCCGCCGCAUCUCCGACAAGCUCCGCAGCCUCGGCUACCUCGAGACCGGCUCCGAGAUCCCCGCUCCGGCCCCGGACACGAGCGGGGACGCCCCCUCCGCCGGCGAGAUCUUCGUGCCCACCCCGGCACAGCUCCCGCGCCACCGCGUCGGCUCCACCCUAGACCCGAGCUGGGCCACUGCCGAUGGCGAGGCCGGCUCCGCUGCGCGGCGGCAGCGGAGGGGGCGCGGGAGGGAUGCUGCUUCGGCGCCGCCGUCCGCGGCGGAGCUGGCGCUGCCGCGGAACGAGCUGCGGCGGCUGCAGGGGAUCGGGAUCAAGGUGAGGAAGAGGCUCAAAGUCGGGAAGGCGGGCAUCACGGAGGGGAUAGUGAACGGGAUACACGAGCGCUGGCGGAACACGGAGGUCGUUAAGAUCAGGUUCGAGGACGUCUGGGCUAUGAACAUGAGGCGCACGCACGAGAUGCUCGAGAGGAAAACUGGAGGCUUAGUCAUUUGGAGAUCUGGGAGUAUAAUCAUAUUAUAUAGAGGAACCGACUAUAAGUAUCCUUACUUCCAUCACAGAGAAAGGAUGGAUGGUCUUCUUGACAAAGAAUCAUCAGAGCAGAGCAGCUCUGAGGAUGAGGAUGAACAUCUUGGUAUAGGAUCAGUGGCGCUGAGUAGCAGUGGGGAGGAGGAUGAGAAUACUUUUCAACAUGAUAGCAGUUAUGAAAGUAGUGAGAAUCCUGUUAUAGCAUGUGCAGAACAGAGGAGUGCAGGAGAGGGAAAGAACCAUACCAUAGGAGAUUUGAGCCAGAGCUUAAGCAGAGAGAAAUAUACAACUCGUCCAAUAUUAUCUACCAAACGGCUUGUUUUUGGUACACAUGAGGGAAAUUUGGACACUAGAACUGGAGCUCCAAAUCAACAGCACGCAAGAUUGCACGUAAAUACUCAUGCUGAUCAUGGUGGUAACGUUGGUCCUGGAGAUCGGUCAUCCUUAGUGGCUGGUGUUGGUUCUCAAAAUAAGUUUCGAUUACAGUUGCCUGGGGAGGUCAAACUUGCAGAGGAAGCUGAUAAAUUACUGGAUGGGUUGGGGCCAAGGUUUUCUGGUUGGUGGGGGUAUGAUCCCCUUCCAGUGGAUGCUGAUUUAUUACCAGCUAUUGUGCCAGGAUACCGUAGGCCUUUUCGCCUUCUUCCUUCUGGUGUGCCACCUAAGCUAACAGACAGGGAAAUGACUAUCCUUAGGAGACUAGCUCAUCCCUUGCCCUUCCACUAUGCACUUGGAAGAAGCAGUAACCUUCAAGGAUUGGCUGCAUCCAUGAUCAAGCUAUGGGAAAGAUGCGAGGUAGCAAAGAUUGCAAUCAAGAGAGAUGCAAACAACACUGAUAGUGAACUCAUCACUGAAGAAUUAAAGGGAUUGACAGGUGGAACCCUAUUAUCAAGGGAUAAGGAGUCGAUUGUAUUCUACAGAGGGAAAGAUUUCCUCCCCCCAGCUAUCUCUCUGGCAAUAGAAAAGCGCAGAAAGUUGGGCGGUUCUACAAUCUACAAGCCCAAGCCUGACACUGAAGAAAGCACGCCUGCUCAAGAUGCUUCUGUACUGAAGGUAUCAAGUGAUGUCCCUGUACACAUUCAUGAGGAGGAAAUGUCUGUUCCAGAGAGUAGGUCAGAAUCUCUUAAUACUGUGGCCCAGAGUGUGGAGACCAGAUUAUCUCAGGCCAUAGCAGAGAAAGAGAGGGCUGAAAGACUUCUUGAAGAACUAGAAAAUGCAUCUCAGCCUUCAAAAGCUGAAACUAGAGAGGAUAUCUCGGAAGAGGAGAGGUACAUGUUGAGGAAAGUUGGAUUGAAGAUGAAACAAUUUCUGCUGCUAGGGAGGAGAGGAGUUUUUGAUGGAACUAUUGAAAAUAUGCAUCUUCAUUGGAAGUAUCGAGAACUUGUCAAGAUUAUCUGUAAAGAACACAGCCUUAAAGAUGUUGAAUAUGCUGCUCGAACUCUAGUGGCAGAGAGUGGUGGUAUUUUGGUGGCAGUGGAAAAAGUGAGCAAAGGACAUGCUAUUAUAGUAUAUAGAGGAAAGAAUUACCAGAGGCCAUCAACUCUCAGGCCAAAAACUUUGUUGAGUAAAAAGGAUGCUUUGAAGCGUUCUAUGGAAAACCAGCGUUGUAAGUCCCUGAAGGUUCAUGUGCUUAAUCUGUCAAAGAAUAUUGACUACUUGAGGGACCAGAUGAAUUCCAGCUACUAUAAAACGACCAUUCAUGGUCCUAGUGUCAAUUCCGGAACAUUACAACAGAAAAACGAAGAAGUGCCUGAAGAUGCUCCCAAGAGUUCAGAGCCAGAGGUUGAAGAGUGCGCUUCAGUUGUGAUGGAUAGAACCUUAAAUUUAACAAAGUCUGGAGUUCCUUUGGAUGACGAUGAUAUGCAGAGCAAAGUCUGUCUCACCAAACUUGAAGAUGACUCUUCAUUGACUGCAAGUCCAUGCCUGACCAGGAGAUCUAGUGCAGUUUCAUUCAAUGAUCUGAACAGACAUCAAAACGAGCACAGCUCUACUGUUACGUUUGAUCCAGAUAGUCAUAGUGAAGGCGAUUCAAAAGAUGUGGAUGCACCAAAAUUUGAUGUGAAAUCUGAUCCUCUCUUGCCUCUGAGAGCAACACCACUCUCAAAUAAAGAAAGGCUUGUGCUGAGGAAGCAAGCGCUUAAAAUGAAGAAACGGCCAGUACUUUCCAUAGGGAGGAAUAAUGUCAUCACGGGAGUUGCGAAAACAAUAAAAACACACUUCAAGAAGCAUCCUCUUGCUAUUGUGAACAUAAAGAACAGAGCGGAUGGGACUCCAAUCCAGCAGCUGAUAACAGAACUGGAGGAGGCGACAGGAUCGGUUCUAGUGUCGCAAGAAACAAACAAAGUGAUUUUGUACAGAGGUUGGGGAGCAGAAGUGGCCCAGAAAAGCUCAAAGGAAAAUGGUACAGAUGAAGAAAAGGAGGUGAUAUCGCCUCAGCUCCUGGAGGCGAUCCGGUUAGAGUGUGGAUUGCUCCCUGGCGAGAGUCAGGAUAGCUGGACGCCAGAGUAACCUCGCCACAGAUCAUGUUUUGAAAAAGGAUCGUGCAAUCAUUGCUCGUGGAUAAAUGGAUCAUACUCGUAUAGAGGACAUAAAUGCAAUGAGAACUGAAGCUGCAUAAGAGCAAAGGUGUGGAACCCUGCUCACUGACGUAGUUGUGCUCAUGCUGUCGAAGUGUCGAUGCAUUUGUUUGUUGCCGUCGCAGUUGUUGGCGACUGCGCAUCUUUCCCCUUUUUUCUCGUUUUUUUUGGGGCCCUUGAUGCAAUCAUCCAUUCCAGGAUUUUGUGCGUUGUGCAGAUAAGAACGCAGACAUGGGCAUGUCUAGCUGUACUAUCGUAUCUUCUGCCAAGUACUGUAGAUCUUACUCCAAUCUUGCUGUA
Panicum hallii is the source of this 3641-nucleotide messenger RNA. RefSeq names its product CRM-domain containing factor CFM2, chloroplastic. Bases 97 to 3273 code for a protein of 1058 amino acids. Lineage: Eukaryota; Viridiplantae; Streptophyta; Magnoliopsida; Poales; Poaceae. The record is from RefSeq and is a predicted model, not a curated record. The transcript has 12 exons. Gene Ontology annotation, molecular function: mRNA binding. Gene Ontology annotation, biological process: RNA splicing, via transesterification reactions.